Messenger RNA from Plasmodium reichenowi, 4779 nucleotides. RefSeq names its product male-inherited sporulation factor important for transmission. Bases 1 to 4779 code for a protein of 1592 amino acids. The record is from RefSeq and is a predicted model, not a curated record. Lineage: Eukaryota; Apicomplexa; Aconoidasida; Haemosporida; Plasmodiidae. The transcript has 2 exons.
AUGGCUCCUGAUACGCUACUAAACAAAUAUAUUUGCAAGUUUGAAAAGAUUAAUGAUAAGCUGCUCGGACUUGUAAAUAAGUAUAGAUACGCUUACUUUAAAGCAGUGGAGGUUAUAAAUUAUUAUGAGGAGCUUGUCAAAAGAAAUGGUGAGCUUUUCGAUGAUAAAGAAUUAAUCGAGAUUUAUAACAAAAGAAGACAAUGUGAAGAAUGCAUACUCGAAGAAGAAAAAGAGAUCAGAAAAAAAUUAGAUAGAGAAAAGGAUAAUAAUAUAAUGUCUACUAAUUAUACAAAAGAUUAUAAUAUAAAUGUUGAAAAAGAUAAUUUAAAAGAGGAAAAUGUACAUGUUGUUAUGAAUGAUGAACCUAUGGAACAAAUAAAAGAUACCAAUCGUAUGAUUCAUCAUAAUACAUCAUGUAUUGUAGAUAUAAAUGAAAAGAAUAAAUCUAAUUAUGUAGAUUUGGGUACACUAGAUUUCAGUGCAUAUAAAGAAGAUUCACAAGGAUGUAUUCAAUAUUAUGGAAAUAAGGAAGAUGUCCAAGAGGAAAAACAAUGUAAGACUCAAGAAGUAGAAUCGAAGAGACAUAUGAGAGUGAAUACAUCAAGAUAUGAAAGUCAACAUGGUAUAAAAAAUAGAAACAUUUUAAAACAAUCAAUAUAUGUUAAACAAAAUAAUAAUAAUAUGAAAAGUGUUUCAGGUUCAAAGUAUGUACCAAAUAAAAGUGUUAUAAAUAUUGAUAAAAGUUUUAAAGCAACCCACAACAGGAAUUAUGAGAAUUUAAGUAAAAAAAGUAUAUAUAAUAAUAACAAUAUUAAUAAUAGUAACAAUAACAAUUUGGUGAAUAAAAUUGGUGUAGGUGGUAUUAAUAAAAAAGGUGGUGAUAAAAAAAUGGAUGUUCAUAAAAGUACAUAUAUAGGAAGUAAUAAUAAAUUAUUAAGCAAUAUGAAUAGAAGUAUAUAUAUAGGGGCAAAAAAAAAUAUAAAUAGUAAUAACAAUAUUAAUAAGAAUGGUAAUAUACAUAAUAAUAUUCAUAAUUAUAAAAACCCUUAUGAUAAUAAUAUAUCUCUAUUAGCUACUCAUAUGAACACGGUGGUAAUAAAUAAAGAAAAAGAUAUGAAUGAAACAGGAAGUAAUAAAAAUGAGAAUUCACAUAAAAAUGUAACUAAUGGAUAUACACAAAAUAGUUUAUAUAUAAAAAAAGGCAAAUCAUUUAAUGUUUUAAAUAAUAGCUUAUAUAUAAAUAAAAAUACAUGUCAAAGUAGUAUAUAUAAUAAAAGUAAUACUAUUAUAUAUAACGGAAAGAAGAGGAAAACCAAUGAAAAGGAGAAGGAAGAAGAUAAAGAUGGAUAUAAAAAUAAUGAAAUUGUUUGUACAUAUAAAAAUAAAGAAUAUAAUGAAGAUAAUAAUUCUGAUGAAAGAAAUAAAAAUAAGAAACAGACAAAUAAUAUAAUUAAUAAAGAAAAUAAUAAAAUAUAUAUAAAAAAAAAUGAUUUUUCGAAAAAUAUAUCUUAUAUAUAUGAUCAUCUAAAUACUUAUAUACCCAUAACAUUAGAACAUAUUAAAAAUUUAAUUGAAUGGGAUGAUACUGACUAUGAGGAUAUUAAGAAAUGUACAUUUGAUAAUGUACUUCAUUUUAAGGAUAGAAGAAAUAAUAUAUUAGAAGGAAUCGAUUUAGAAUGUGAUAAAACCAAAUGUAUGGAAAAAAAUUGCGAAAAAACAAAUGAAGACGUACCUAUUUAUAAAAAUAUGUAUCCAAUAUAUAAAGGAGAUCAUAUGAAAGGUGAAUUAUAUAUUAAAGAAGAAAAAUGUAAUAUACAAAAUAUAAAUAAUAAAAGUGAUGAUAAAAAAAAAUGUUAUCUUACAAAAAAUAAAAAUGUACAUAUAUACGAAAGAGACAUUUCUUCGUGUCCAAAUGAAUAUAAAAAUGAUGUAGGUGAAUCUAAUGAACAAGAAGAAGAUUCGUUUGUAAGAGAAAGGGAUAAUGUAAAUUUGGAUGGAAGGAACCAAGUUUAUGCUAAAAAAAUAAAUGACAAUAAUAAUAAUAGUAAUAUGUCCACGGAAUAUACAUGUGAAGACAUUUCUUUGAAAAAUAACAAUAAUGAUGGGGAAAGUAAUAAUGUAAAUAAAUCAAUGAUAGAUAAGGUACCUAUUAAUAAGCUAAUUAAAGAGCCUAAUGAUGAUAUAAGUUUGAAAUAUAAAAAUAUAAUAUUCAAUAUAAAUGAUGAAAUAAAAAAAAAGGUAAACCACGAAAAGAAUGAAGAAAUAAACGAACAUGUAGAAUCAUUAAGUAAACUAUGUAAUAAACCACGUAAUAUUAAAAAUGUGCCUUUCCCGUCUUGUCUAAAAAAAAAUAUCUUAUUAGAAUCAGAAGAAAAAAAGAAUCAGAUUAAUAAUAAUAAUUAUAAUAAUAAUAAUAAUAAUAAUAAUAAUAAUAAUAAUAAUAAUAGAUGUCCGUUACAUCUAGAUAUAAAUGUGGAUGUGAAAUAUAUUACGCUAAAUAUGAUUGACAUAGAUGACACGAUAACUAAGGGUGUGUGUCCUUAUAAAGAUAUGGAAGAUAAUUAUAUAUCGAGUGAAGAACAUAUAAAGGAUAUAAUUACAUAUAGUGAUAUACUAAAAAGAGAAAAGGAAACAUUUUUAAAUAAUCCAAAUGAUAUCGAAAAGUAUGAUAAUAAUGAUGAUAGUAAUAAUAAUAAUGUUAGGAAGACCCUCGAUACUAUUAUACAUUUCAAAUCGUCUGAUGAAAUAAAAAAUGAUAUUAUAAAAUUAGUCGGUAUAUCCAUAUUUCAUUGUAUACAUAAAUCAUAUGAACCUAGCAAAUCUUUAAUAAAUGAUGAGAAUCUUGAAAUAUGGUUUACGAAAAAAGAAAAGAAAAAAAAUAAGAAUGAUGAUAUGAUAAAUAACAUGAGGGGGAAUAUACUAGAACUAAAUUAUGGACAAGAUAAAGAGUUGCUUUUUGAAAAAGAAAAAAAAAAAAAAAAGAUAAUUAAUAAAAGGAUAAGUAGUAUGGGAUAUUUUAGUCAGGCGGUUGUUAUUAUGUUAUGUUCAUUAAAAAGACAAAAUGAAUAUAAAAGUUUAAAAAAAAUUAUAACUUCUAUAAUAUUAUGUACAUGUGAUUCUUCCUGCUUAGAAAAAUUUCUGCAUACUAUUCCAGAGGAAAAUAGUAAAAAUUAUACAUUAUGGAAAGAAACAUUAAAUAAAUUAACGAGCUACUUUGGACCGAAUAAAUGUGAUGAGAUAGUUGAGAGGUUGAUGAUGAUUGAGGAGGAUGAAUAUAUGAAUGAAAGCAAAAAGGAAUGUCGAGAAAAAAAUGAUUAUAAUGAAGGUGACAAUAUAGAAAAUAAUACAAAUAAAUAUGAUGGUAAUAAAUAUGAUGGUAAUAAAUAUGAUGGUAAUAAAUAUGAUGAUAAUAAAUAUGAUGGUAAUAAAUAUGAUGAUAAUAAAUAUAAUGAUAAUAAAUAUAAUAAGAAUGGUGAAAAGGAUAUGAUAAAAUAUUGCAAGCUUGAUAAUGAUAUGCAAUUCUUUGAUGAUCAUAUGAAUAAUUUAUCUUUUCCCUUUGAAUGUAAUGAAGAACAUUAUAAAAAAUAUAAUGAUGUUCAAGAAGAAGAAGAAAUUUAUGAAGAUGAGGAAUUUUGUUUGUUUAUAUGUAGAAUAAAAAAUGUACAUAAAAGAUUUGGGUAUUUAUUAUUAAUAGAUAAUUUUGAUUUUGUUUAUGAAGAUCUUUUAAAAAAUAUAAGAAAUAAAUUAAGUAGUAUUGAAUUAAUAUUAAAUAAACAUAUAUUAUUAAAACAAUUAUUUUGUAAUAUAUUAUAUAUAUGUAAUUGGUUAAACAAACCUAGAAAAUAUGAAUGGUUUGAAUGGAAUAAGGUAGGAAAGAAAUUAAGAAAAUUAUAUGGUUAUUUAGAAAAUGGGAGAAUUUCAAAAGAGAGAUGUAUUAUGUUAAUUCUUGCUAAACAUACAGGAGAAAUAUUUACAGAUAAAGAAUUAUAUUUCUUAAAAAGAAUUAGUACAUUUUAUAUAAAAGAUUUAUAUGAUAAAUGUAUAGAUUUUAUUAAUACUUAUUUAGAAAUAAAAAAUGAUAUGGAUACAGAAGAAUUUUUAGAUUCAUGUUGUAUUCAUAAUUUAAAGAAUGAAAUAAAAGAAAAGAAUACAUAUAAUAAUUCAUCUAAAUAUUUUUUACAUGAUAAAUUUUUAGGAAUUGUAAAAAAUUUUGUACAUAAAAAUUAUCAUAAAAUUUUAUAUAUAAUAUGGAAUAUAGUACUUUUAAUUAAACAAUAUCUAGUUAUUAUAUUUUGGUUUAAUGACAUCAAACCUUUUUUCCCUCUUUUUAAUUAUGCAAAUGAAGAUAAUAAACAAAAUAAAUUCUUACAAGAUUUUUUUGUAAAUUUCGUUCAUUUUUUUGAGAACUAUAAUAAGUACAUAGACAUUUUAAAAAAGGAAAAUCUAAAUGAAAAAAUUAAAAAUACAUCCACUCAUACCUUGUCUGAUACUUCAAAUAUAAAUAUCAAUAUGAAUAUCAAUAUGAAUAUCAAUAUACCAUCCUCACAAAAUGAACAUAAUAAUAAUUUAAGAAAUAAUUAUGAUAUAUACACAAAUAAUAGAAUAUCACAACAAUCUAUAUAUAAUGCUGAAACAAAAAAAAGAAAAUCUUUAACAAAUACAAUUGACUAUGCAUGCUUAUUAAAAAGAAAAAGUGCAGAACAUAAACAAACUAUGGAAAUUUCUAAACCUUCAAAUGGGGAAAAAUUUUCGGACGUAGAAUUUGAACCUUCCGAUUAA